Molecule: messenger RNA, 651 nt
Organism: Populus nigra (black poplar)
Lineage: Eukaryota; Viridiplantae; Streptophyta; Magnoliopsida; Malpighiales; Salicaceae
Exons: 4
Coding region: 135-407 (90 amino acids)
Source: RefSeq, a predicted model, not a curated record
CAAGUCAAUGGGAUGUAGUGUAGCUUCUGUGUUGUGUUUUUGUCGACCCGAACAAGCAGAACAGGGCAGACAACCCGUUCUUUCUUUCUGCAAUAUCAAAAUCUAACAAAUUAUUACUACAAUACAGCAGCGCCAUGAUCAGCAUCCUAGCUCAAGAGCGUCUGCUGGGCGCGGCAUUGGGAGCUGCAUUUGCGGGUUUCAUUGUUUAUGAGCAACGAAAGUGCAUCUAUCAAUCUAUUUCACCUGAACAUCCUCAAUCCCAGUUGAGAGAGCCCAUAUUUGGAAAGCAAUUUCGUUCAGAGUUCGAACUUUCUUGGAACAAAGCUGUGGACCAGACAUUUGGACCUCUGGUUGCUUCUCUUAAUUCACCUGAAGAACUCUCACAAGAUGACCCAUCAAGGAUAUAGACCACAUGAUUCCAAAAGGAUGGCAUCAAAAUGAUUUCAGUUGCUCCUUUUCCUUCAGCUUCCUUUGCCCAUUUACUCAUUGCCCACUUUUCUGAUGUAAACAUGUUUCUAAGAUUAUGCUUUUGCUUGUAUACUUGUUGCAAAGUAAGAAAACUUGUUGCAAAUCGAGUUACUCCAUGCUUCACCAACUCUCUCUUCUUUGUAAACUCAAAGAAAGCCAAUAAUAAUAACGACUCUUUUUAAA